CUCUCAUUGUUGAAUGGUCAGGAGGUGUGUGAAUGUGUUCAUCUUUGCUGAGGAGGGGCUGCAUGCAUGCAGGAGUGUGUGUGAGUGUGUAUUCGUGUGCGUGUGUGUGCACCUGUGUGUUAAAACAGCAUUGUUCCUGAUAGAGGGAAAGCUGUGCCUUGUUGUUUGGAAAAUCCAAGGUCAUUGGAGCCCGGUCACAUGCGCCGUAUGAGAGCGUGCAUGUGUGAUUGAGUGUCUGUGAGAGCGUGUGUCUCUCUCUCUCCCUCUCUCUCUGGCUAUGUGACAGAGAAAGAGGCUUCAGGCAAAGAACAGAGAAUUUCAUCAGGUUUUCCAUCAAUGUACGGUGUUUGUGGAUGCUGUGGGGCCCUGAGACCCCGUUAUAAGAGGCUGGUGGAUAACAUCUUUCCUGAGGACCCCGAGGACGGUUUGGUGAAAGCUAACAUGGAGAAGCUUACUUUUUACGCCUUGUCUGCUCCAGAGAAACUAGACCGUAUCGGUGCCUACCUGUCAGAGAGACUAUCCAGAGACGUUGCCCGGCAUAGAUAUGGGUAUGUUUGUAUUGCGAUGGAGGCAUUGGACCAGCUGCUGAUGGCCUGUCACUGUCAGAGUAUAAACCUUUUUGUGGAAAGUUUCCUUACUAUGGUGCGCAAGCUGCUGGAGGCAGACAAACCCAAUUUACAGAUCCUGGGCACUAACUCAUUUGUGAAGUUUGCGAACAUAGAGGAGGACACAGCAUCAUACCAUCGUAGCUACGAUUUCUUUGUGUCACGCUUCAGUGAGAUGUGCCAUUCCAGUUAUGAGGAUCCAGAUAUUCGCACAAAGAUUCGUAUGGCAGGGAUCAGGGGUCUUCAGGGGGUGGUGAGGAAAACUGUCAAUGAUGAACUGCAGGCAAAUAUUUGGGACCCUCAACACAUGGACAAAAUCGUGCCGUCUCUCUUGUUCAACCUCCAACAGGAAGAAGGCAUAGAGAGGUCUCCUUCCCCAGAGACAGAGAAGGAGAAGGAGAGUCCAGUGGAACUGACAGAGAGAUGCUUUCGAGAGCUGCUAGGACGAGCGGCCUACGACAACAUCAAGAAUGCUGUGAAACCUGUGCUCAUGCACCUUGAUAACCAUUCACUCUGGGAGAGCAAAACAUUUGCAGUGCGCUGUUUCAAAAUCAUUAUGUACUCCAUUCAGUCCCAACAUUCACAUCUGGUGAUUCAGCAGCUGUUGGGCCACUUGGAUGCCAACAGUAAGAAUUCAGCCCGAGUGCGUGCUGGGAUAGUGGAGGUGAUCUCAGAGGCAGCUGUCAUAGAGGCCAGUGGAUCCAUAGGGCCCACAGUACUGGAAGUGUUUAAUACUCUACUGAAGCAGCUCAGACUCAGUGUGGACUACGAGCUCACAGGAUCCUACGACUCUUUUGCAAACAUGGGCUCCAAGGUCAUUAAAGUACACGAGGAGAGACAACUCCAAGAAGCUGUCAUCAAAACCAUUGGCUCAUUUGCAAACACACUGCCCACCUACCAACGCUCAGAAGUCAUGCUGUUCAUCAUUGGUAAGAUUCCUGUGACAGGCAUGUAUCCGGCUCUGGGGUCGGCCAACACCGGGGUUGAGGGCAAUAGGAUGAUCCAGAUUAUGCUGCUAAAGUCUCUGCUGCAGGUAACAGCAGGAUUCCAGUCUACAAACAUUUUGACGGCGCUUCCCACCUCAUUCCUGGACCCGCUCUUGUCCUUCACUCUGAUGGAGGAUGCAGAGAUCCGUCUACUUGUUCUUGACAUCCUCAUCAGCAUCAUUGAUCGCCAUGACAACCGGCACAAAUUCUCCCCUGUCAGAAUUAUCUCAGAUAUCUCAGUACUGAAGUUGAAAGUAGACAAGUGCUCAAGGCAGGAUAACCUGUUCAUGAAGAAACACAGCCAGAGGCUGUACCGCCACAUUUACCUGGCCUGCAAGGAGGAGAGUAGCAUCCAGCGGCACUUUGAGUCUCUGUAUACAUUGCUGGGGUUGAUUUGUGUGGAGCUGGCCAAUGAGGAGGUGGUGGUGGACCUGAUCCGACUGGCUUUGGCAUUACAGGACCUGGCCUUGACUGAAGAGGCUCUUCCUGUUUACAACCGCUGUGCCAUCCACGCUCUGUCAGCUGCGUACCUGAACCUCAUCAGUCAGCUGACCACUGUGCCCACCUUCUGCCAACACGUCCAUGAGGUGAUUGAGUCAAGAAAGAAACUUGUUCCUUUCCUGCUGCCAGAGGAUGUUCUUGUUGAGAGCUCAAAGAUCCCAGAGAAGGUGGAGGGAGAGGUGCUUUUUGUGCAGGCUAAGAUAGCAGAGAUGCUGGGCGGCAGCGGAUACAACACAGAGAGACUGGCCACUCCAUACAUCCCACAGAUCACAGAUGAAGACAGACUGUCUAAGAGGAAGAGUAUUGGAGACACAGUCUCCCUGCAGUUAGAGAUGGAGUCUAGAAACAGUCCGGAGAAAGAGCAGAGAUCCACAGCAGAGCAGAUAACGUUUGAAACUCUUAAACAAGCCAUUGUAGACAGCGUGAAUGUGGAGGAGCUGGAGAGAGAGCGCAGAAGGCAGGUGGUAGAGAGGUUUCAGACCGCCCCGUUUGAGGAGAUAGCAGCCCACUGCGGGGCCAGGGCUUCCCUGUUGCAGAGUAAACUCAACCAAAUCUUCGAAAUCACAAUCAGGCCUCCACCGAGUCCGUCUGGCUCUGUCGGGAAUGGUCACGGCCGGAGCCACUCCGUACCAGUCUAUGAAAUGAAGUUUCCAGACCUCUGUGUAUACUGAGAGACCCUGGAGCCCUUGUCACCACAUACAGCUGUUUUCAUCGCACUAUUAUCACUCCUUCUUAUGUCCAGGUGUAACUCUGUUUCUUCUAAACUGUGUUCUCUAGUGUAAUAUCAGACCUUAGAUAAGGAUUACGGCUGUACUUUAUCCUGAAGUCUAUUUAUGCCAACAAAGACAAACAAACCAAGAGAAUAUACCAUAUGUUGGUUAAAUAUGCACUUAGUCUAGACGAAAAAGGACAGAAUUUAUCGACAAAUGAUCGUAUCUUGUCUGGGAGCAUAGAGAGCAGAAUGAGGUUUUCAUUGUUUAGGUUACUGUGUAAGUGUGUACAGUCUGUUGUAAUUGGUUUUCUUGUACAACUAAAGAGUAAAGCUGCAUUACAUUUUGUAUCUUAAGUUAAGAACAUUUGUCAAAGAAUGUCCCAAAUGUGUUUCCAAAAACAGUUUUUUUUUUUCAACGUGUGGGUAUCGACAGUUUAGCUAAAUACAAGCUUUGUUUGCAUGUUUAAAUCGUCUCUACAUGCUGCAAUAACAGUUGUAUUUAAAGCAAUAAUUAUUGAAUUUAAAAGUAAAAACUCUUGGGUAGAAGCUGAGGAAAAAAUACAGCAAAUACUAAGUUCCUAGUUCAGCUCAAUGCAGUAUUCCAGUCAGAACUGAUGGCUUAAUGAUGUUGUGUAUAAGAAAGUGAAUGUGUUACAUUCACAUAAAGUCAGACCUGUAUCAUUAUUCAUUAUACUCUUGUUAAUGCAGUUUCUUACGUGAAAGGUUUUCAUUUGCGUAAUGUUUGUUUGAUUGCUUAAGUUUUUUUUUUCUGAACCAGAGUGAGUUAAUGUUAUCAUUGGCAAAAUUAGCAAAAUUUCACAGGCAAAAAAAUGUCCAUUGUUUAAUGGCAAUGGUGUCACAAUGUAUAAAGCACAGUACACACAGAAAUCACUUUGAAACCAAGCAGAUUUCUGCAAAUUUGCGUAACCAAUUUGAACCCAUUGCGAAAUCUGCUUGGGGAAAUCUUUUGCCCUGAUGUGAAAUUCCAGAUUGUAUGUAUUUGUAUUGAAAUGACUGUUUGCUAUAUUCUCUUUCAAACCAAGCAGCUUUCUGUAGGUCAAUGCAUGCCACCUCACGGGAAAUUCUCGUUCACAUGGAUUCCUGUUGAGAUAAUGGCAUUUUGCAUGCAGAAUUAAAAGGUAAAAGCUAGAGAGGUAAAAACCCUACCCUAAAAAGGUAAAACCCCUACUUAGGGUCUAAAGGGAUCAAUUAUCUACCUUUUUUUACCAGGAUUAGUGCAUUUCAUUUGACACUUGUACAGUAACGAGUCCUUUAUUUUAUUAAAUUUGUAAAUAAUUUCAGGUUUACAACAAGAUUUUGUUGUCCUGGAUUUAAACGCAGCACUUUAAUGCUCACUGUGUAAAUGUGGUGUAUGCUGGAAAAUAUACUUUAUGUUGCGCAAAAUUUCAUCUUGAUGUGUUCUUGUCUAAAAUUUUAUGGUGUGUAAUCUGUUGUCAUAUCAUAUUGUUCCGGUUCCACAUAAAAACAUGGACGUUUAUCUUGUUUUUCUGUCGUAAAACCACCUGUUUUUUUUUUUUAGUUCAUGAAGUAAUUUUUCAUGUUCUGGUUUUACUUUAUAUUCAUCCUUGGUGAUACCCUGAAUUUAUUUGCAAGCAUAAAAACAAAUUGGUUUAUCUUCUCUGUUUAUAUGGCUAUGAUGAAAUAUUCUAGACUGCUUACAUGUGAGGUGAUUUUGCGUGUAUGAAAUAUCAGAGUUUAGUCUUUCCUUGUCAGCUGCUGCAUGCACUGGGUGUUUUGUCUGUGCUUUUACCAUUUUUAAUUUAAGUGAGAUCAUUACAACACUGUGGACCGUAAUAAGUCAACUUAGUUCCUGUUAUGUAUGUGUUUAGAUGCUGUCACUGUAAAAGGAUGAGACUUCAGAACUGUGUUCUGUGAAUGUUUGCCUACAUGAAAUCAUUAAGUGAUGUACAUAUGUGGUGUGAAUAAUAAGAAUAUCAAUUAAAGACUAAUUUUAUGAAUUCAA
This is a messenger RNA of Sinocyclocheilus anshuiensis, 4788 nucleotides long. RefSeq names its product EFR3 homolog Ba (S. cerevisiae) (gene efr3ba). Gene Ontology annotation, cellular component: plasma membrane. Bases 337 to 2763 code for a protein of 808 amino acids. The transcript is spliced from 22 exons. The record is from RefSeq and is a predicted model, not a curated record. Lineage: Eukaryota; Metazoa; Chordata; Actinopteri; Cypriniformes; Cyprinidae. Gene Ontology annotation, biological process: protein localization to plasma membrane.